CCAUCCACCGCUAGGUGAGAGCAGUUGGACACACCCUGCAGGAGGGCUCACCCGUAGAGGGCUCGCCACACCACCACCAAGUAUUAAGAGGCGAGAGGUUGACGUACAAGCAGCUAGCUAGAGGUCGUUUCAGGGGAAAAGGAGAAGAGAAGACAAGAUGCAGGACUGGGCGCCGGUGUUCAUCUCGCUGGUGUUCUUCAUCCUGCUGUCGCCGGGCCUGCUGUUCCAGAUCCCCGGCAAGUGCCGGAUCAUCGAGUUCGGCAACUUCCACACCAGCGCGCUCUCCAUCCUCGUCCACUCCAUCCUCUUCUUCGCACUCAUCGCCAUCUUCCUCAUCGCCAUCGGCGUGCACAUGUACCUCGGGUCCUAGCUUGUAGCUUUUGUUAGCCUGAUGAUGCCUACCUGCCUGCCCGACGAUGGGGUGUUUGUCGAUCAGUUUGCAGCUCGAUCGUGUUCUUCUCUGCUAGUCGCCCAUCUCUAAUUAAGGGUUCUUUUUUUCUAUACACAUGUGUUGAAUAACAAUGUAUGUACCAUCCAUGUUCAUUUCUUUCUUCUUCUAAUAAUAAUAAUAAUAACAAAGUUCUUCAA
This is a messenger RNA of Panicum virgatum (switchgrass), 588 nucleotides long. RefSeq lists its product as uncharacterized. The record is from RefSeq and is a predicted model, not a curated record. Bases 158 to 370 code for a protein of 70 amino acids. NCBI's taxonomy places the organism in Eukaryota, Viridiplantae, Streptophyta, Magnoliopsida, Poales, Poaceae. The transcript has a single exon.